GCAGCCGCCCCGCUCCCGAUAUGCAGAAGUGUAGCUGCCUGCUGCUGCUGGUGCUGGCUGUGGCGUUCUGCCAGGCCGGCCUUGUCCGUCCCAGGAAGGUCCCCAAGCUGUGGCGGCCUCGCCUUUCGGGCAGAAUCGUGGGCGGGUCUGCGGCCAGCAUCUCGCAGUACCCCUGGCAGCUCUACUUCGAGGCGAACGGCGCCCCGUGCGGAGCGUCCAUCAUUAGCAGCAAUUGGGCGCUGUCGGCGGCCCACUGCGUCGAGGGCGCGUCGCUGACCAGCCUCCAACUGCGAGCCGGCACCUCGACCAGGGGCAGCGGCGGCAGCGUACACUCGGUGUCCGGCGGGCAGUCGCACUCCAGCUACAACUCGGCCACCAUCGACUACGACAUCUGCGUGCUGCAGGUGUCCAACGCCUUCAGCUUCGGCUCCAACGUGCAGGCCGUCUCCUUGACGUCGUCAGAGCCUUCGGCGGGAACCUCCGUCACCGUCACCGGGUUUGGGGCGCUGAGCUCCGGCGGAUUGUCGUCGAACCUGCAGGCCGUCACCGUCCAGAUCAUAGACCGCAACACGUGCAACGCCGCUUACGGCAGCAUCACCUCCCGCAUGAUCUGCGCCGGCGUCACGGGCGGAGGCAAGGACGCCUGCCAGGGAGACAGCGGCGGACCUCUGGUGUCAGGCUCCACGCAGGUCGGCAUCGUGUCGUUCGGCUCUGGAUGCGGUCUGGCCGCCUAUCCAGGGGUCUACGCCAACGUCGCUAAUCUCCGCUCUUGGAUCCAGUCUGCUACCGGCGUGUGACGAGACAAUAAAUAAACACUUUUAAUAAACCA
Messenger RNA from Schistocerca americana (American grasshopper), 829 nucleotides. Its product is annotated as trypsin delta-like. Gene Ontology annotation, biological process: proteolysis. Gene Ontology annotation, molecular function: serine-type endopeptidase activity. Bases 21 to 797 code for a protein of 258 amino acids. The transcript has 2 exons. NCBI's taxonomy places the organism in Eukaryota, Metazoa, Arthropoda, Insecta, Orthoptera, Acrididae. The record is from RefSeq and is a predicted model, not a curated record.